Cetraspora pellucida is the source of this 268-nucleotide messenger RNA. The record is from the annotation of a GenBank genome assembly. NCBI's taxonomy places the organism in Eukaryota, Fungi, Glomeromycota, Glomeromycetes, Diversisporales, Gigasporaceae.
AUGGAAUUCAAGGGAUUCACAGGAUUCAUGGAAUUCCAAAAAAAAUAUCUAACUAAAUCAAAGAGCAAUAAUUUUGAUCGAGUAACAGGUACACUCGGUGAUGCUAGAGGGUUUACGAAAACCGUAACACAAAUGUCAGUCUUAAAAAGAGAUUUAAUGCCAAAAGAUAAUUAUACCGGUAUGGACCAGAGAUUUAGUUCACCGGCCCUAGUGAUUUUUAGCAUCUCUAGACAAGCCGCAUGUUCAAUUUCGGCUGGAGAAAUAUCGG